Messenger RNA from Aspergillus saccharolyticus JOP 1030-1, 1566 nucleotides. Its product is annotated as dihydroorotate dehydrogenase 2. NCBI's taxonomy places the organism in Eukaryota, Fungi, Ascomycota, Eurotiomycetes, Eurotiales, Aspergillaceae. The transcript has 3 exons. The record is from RefSeq and is a predicted model, not a curated record. Gene Ontology annotation, biological process: pyrimidine ribonucleotide biosynthetic process; 'de novo' pyrimidine nucleobase biosynthetic process. Gene Ontology annotation, cellular component: mitochondrial inner membrane; cytoplasm. Gene Ontology annotation, molecular function: dihydroorotate dehydrogenase activity. Bases 1 to 1566 code for a protein of 521 amino acids.
AUGGCCGUCAACGCAGCCUGGAGGGUCGCCCGAGCUCGCGCGCUUCCGCCGUCUCUGCGCCUUCAGUGCGCCUCAUCCACUUCUCCCUUCUCGAUGCUCUAUCGGCGGUCGACUUAUUCCCCCGAGAAUGCGCCCAAGGUGGCUGAGACAGUGGCGAAAGAGGCGCCUAAGAAGGCCGGUCGCUGGCUCAAGAGGACGGUGAUUGGGACAACCUUGACGUUGGGUGCGCUCGUCGGUUAUGUGUAUGCCACGGAUACUCGCGCCAGUGUGCAUCGGUAUGGUGUGGUUCCGUUGGUCAGGAUGUUGUUCCCCGACGCGGAGGAUGCGCACCAUUUCGGCGUGGAUAUUCUCAAGACGCUCUACGAGUAUGGUCUCAAUCCUAGAGAGCGUGGCGAUCCGGACGGAGAUGGGUCUUUGAUGACUGAGGUGUUCGGCUAUACUUUGUCCAAUCCCAUCGGUAUCUCUGGUGGACUGGAUAAGCACGCUGAUAUCCCGGAUCCGCUGUUUGACAUUGGACCUGCAGUUGUCGAAGUCGGUGGAACAACCCCCCUGCCGCAGGACGGCAAUCCCCGUCCUCGUGUCUUCCGUGUUGUCUCCCAGAACGCCAUGAUCAACCGCUACGGUCUCAACUCCAAGGGCGCUGAUCACAUGGCUGCGGUACUCGAACAACGUGUGCGGGAUUUUGCCUACGCUAAUGGUUUUGGGGAGCAUGACUUGGCCGAGCAGCGUGUUCUCAAUGGUGAGGCUGGUGUGCCGCCCGGCAGUUUGCGGCCCGGCAAACUGCUUGCUGUGCAGGUAGCCAAAAACAAGGUCACUCCAGAUAACGAUAUUGAGGCCAUCAAGCGUGACUACGUGUACUGCGUUGACCGUGUCGCCAAGUACGCUGACAUUCUGGUGGUGAAUGUCUCGAGUCCUAACACUCCUGGUCUGCGUGACCUUCAAGCAACCGCUCCUUUGACGGCCAUCCUGAAGGCUGUUGUCGGAGCUGCAAAGAGCAUCGACCGCACCACCAAGCCCUAUGUCAUGGUCAAGGUCAGUCCCGACGAGGAUGCAGACGAGCAGGUCUCUGGCAUCUGUGAGGCUGUCUGGAGGUCGGGUGUGGACGGUGUGAUUGUCGGUAACACCACCAAUCGUCGUCCCGAGGCUCUUCCGAAGGGCUUCACCCUUCCACCUACUGAGCAGGAUACCUUGAAGGAAACGGGAGGUUACUCCGGCCCUCAGCUGUUUGACCGUACUGUGUCCCUAGUUGCUCGUUAUCGGGCAAUGCUCGAUGCCACUCCCAACACUCCCGAGCUGAUGGGAGCCGCUGCGGAAGCCACCACGACUGUGACAGGUGUUGAGCCUGACACAGAGAAUGUCCCGCUAGUGGAGCCUCCCAAGCCCUCGGAAAUUCUGCCCCGGAAGGUCAUUUUCGCAUCUGGCGGUGUCACCAAUGGCCAGCAGGCGCAGGCAGUUCUAGACGCCGGAGCCUCGGUCGCAAUGAUGUACACGGCAAUCACUUACGGCGGCAUGGGAACGGUCACGCGCGUGAAGCAGCAGAUGCGCGAGAGAAAGAAGCAGCAGUAA